Aspergillus steynii IBT 23096 is the source of this 1210-nucleotide messenger RNA. Its product is annotated as RlpA-like double-psi beta-barrel domain-containing protein. Lineage: Eukaryota; Fungi; Ascomycota; Eurotiomycetes; Eurotiales; Aspergillaceae. The transcript has 3 exons. The coding region runs from base 114 to 761 and encodes 215 amino acids. The record is from RefSeq and is a predicted model, not a curated record.
ACGACUACCCCUAUCCAUUCACCAUGAAUCGCAAUCCUAAUCAAUUCGUCGAUCAUGAACACUCCCAUCCAUUCCAUUUUAAUCCUCACCUCAAUUUUGAUUCUCACACAUAAAUGACCACCCCGAUGGACGUGCCCAAACGCAAACCCCUCCCCAUCGCCAAGGACGAAGAGGACAAUGUGAACGCGACCGCUCCGCCUCCGCCUCCGCCUCCACCAGCGGGCCCCGGCUCCUCAGGCCCGCAAUGGUGGCAGAACGGGCUCCAGCGGUGGUCCGCGCUGUCGCAGCGCAAACGGACCUUCAUUUUCAUUGCCGUCUUCGGGUCGUUGGCGCUGAUUGCUCUGAUAAUUGGAUUGGCAGUGGGGUUGACGAGGAGGGGGAGUGGACAUGCAAACCUCCCCCUCCCCACCUCCCACGGCGGCCCUUACAAAGGCGACCUGACCUACUACGACCCGGCGCUGGGGUCCUGCGGUAUCACCAGCUCUAGCUCCGACUUGAUCUGCGCGGUCUCGCAUAAGCUGUUCGAUGCGGCGUCAACGGGCUCGAAUCCGAAUGCCAAUCCGCUGUGCGGAUUGAAGUUGAGGGUGAAAAGGGGAGAAAGCAGUGUAGAUGUGAUGGUUGUGGAUCGGUGUGUUGGAUGCGAUUCGACCGACCUCGAUGUUUCUUCCGCUGCGUUCAAACGCCUCGCCGAUAUGGAUCUGGGUCGCGUGUUGAUUGAAUGGGCUUGGCUGGAUAAGGCGCCGGUCGAUACGAAGCCGUGAUGUGGCUUGCUUGCUCUCUAACUAAUGCGGAUUCUAUGUACGGUUUUAUGAUUAAUAUACGCGGAUGCAUCAGGUCGUGCUCUCGUUUCAUCGUUCUUUUCUCGUUCAAUACUCAGGCCAUUCCGGGUCGACCUGUUCACGCCAGGCGCGGAACCCCCCUCGGAUAUCGGCAAUCUUGCGUUCGCCGCUGCGAUCCAGUCCCAACUCCUUCAGCUUUUUGACUGCAACCUGGGAGUCGUUGCCUAGACGGCAGACCACGUAAAUGGGAUUUGUGGAGUCAGGGACGAUAGUCUCGGGAAGCCAAGAUGGGCGAGAUGACGGCUCAUUACCAUCGGGACUGGUCGUGGCUGUUCCGGAUAAGAUGGUCGAGAUAGGGACGUUGACACUCUUCUCCAGACUGCAGAUAUCAUACUGGACCUUUUCGCGGACGUCGAUGAUAGUGGCCUCAU